AUGGCUCUCUGGCGCAAAGGAUACCGUAACAGGCAAGGAGUACGGCGGGCGGAGUGGGAAAAACCGGAAACGUCUCGAAAGGUAGCUAAGCUACACGUUUUGUGCAGCAUGUUUUAUGUGUCCAAGAUGCUCCGACCACCUCACUCAUCUGAUAACGUCCUGGUCCUUCGUUUCCCCCUCCUCACUCAUCCGGGACGGACAUGGGUCGUGAAGGUUCACUCUGCAACGGAAGGCCGGCACAACUACAAUUUUUUGACUUGCCUGACGUCAUCCCAUGCCAUGCCGACGACACAGGCAGCCAGAUUUCUGCAUAACCGAGUAUAUGCACUUGUCGAACCAUCCCCGAGGACACCUUGA
Messenger RNA from Nannizzia gypsea CBS 118893, 357 nucleotides. RefSeq lists its product as hypothetical. The record is from RefSeq and is a predicted model, not a curated record. NCBI's taxonomy places the organism in Eukaryota, Fungi, Ascomycota, Eurotiomycetes, Onygenales, Arthrodermataceae. The transcript has 2 exons. Bases 1 to 357 code for a protein of 118 amino acids.